Messenger RNA from Dioscorea cayenensis subsp. rotundata (Guinea yam), 3475 nucleotides. RefSeq names its product tRNA wybutosine-synthesizing protein 2/3/4. Bases 41 to 3274 code for a protein of 1077 amino acids. Lineage: Eukaryota; Viridiplantae; Streptophyta; Magnoliopsida; Dioscoreales; Dioscoreaceae. The transcript has 11 exons. The record is from RefSeq and is a predicted model, not a curated record. Gene Ontology annotation, biological process: tRNA methylation. Gene Ontology annotation, molecular function: tRNA methyltransferase activity; protein binding. Gene Ontology annotation, cellular component: cytoplasm.
UGAGCGCGAGAGAGAGAGAGAGAGAGACGGCGGCGCCAGCAUGGAGUUCCAGAAGCGAAAGGCCCAAACACUCGCCGCCAUGGCCUCGCCGGCGCCGGACAAGUCCCCGAAAGGCAACCUCGACGCUCCGAUUAUCCCCCUCCUCGACGCCAUCAACAACGAUCCCUCUUACUUCACCACUAGCUCCUGUUCCGGUCGCAUCUCCAUCCUCCUCUCCCUCCCUCCCUCCGCCGCUUCCACCAAGAAGAAGGCCCGUGGCGGCACCUGGAUUUUCAUUUCCCAUGACCCUGCUGACCCUGACUUCCUCGUCGACCUCCUCUUUGGCGCCCGAGACCGUACGGAUGAUGCUGGCGGCGAGAUGGUGUUUCGAUUCGAGCCGCUCAUCGUGGCUGUGGAGUGCCGGGACAUUGAUGCCGCUCAAGCGCUUGUGUCCACUGCUAUUGCCUCCGGGUUCAGGGAGUCUGGGAUAACGAAUGCGGGAAAGCGAGUAAUGGUUGCGAUAAGAUGUUCGAUUCGAUUGGAGGUGCCUCUUGGGCAGAGUGGUGCGCUUUUGGUUUCUCCGGAGUAUGUUCGUUAUCUUGUUGGGAUCGCCAAUGAGAAGAUGGAAGCGAAUAGAAGAAGAACAGAUGGUUUUCUCAAUGUUUUGCAGUGCAAGGGUUUGCGGCAAUUAGUGACGGAGAAGAUUGGCUACCAAAGUUGUAUGGUACCUAGGGAAAGUUUGUUGAAUCUUGAAUCCAAACAAAAUGAUGUGCAGUCAAAAAUAUUGUUAAUUGAGAGUGAUGCUGUAAAGGUUCAUGAACAGCACAAUAUUGGAAGCCUUGAUGAGGAUGCUUGUGGUCUUGAAUCCAAUUGGUUUUUCAGAGAAGAUAACGGCAAUGAUGCUUCUUCCAAAACCCCACUGAAAGCUUCAAUUUGCUUGCAUGAAGUUGAAGUUGAAUCUGGGAAUUCAUGCAGAAGUCAUAAAUUGAGAGAGACAGUCAAUGGGCUUUCAGAGAAGGGUUCACUUUUAGCUGUCUACCUGACUAUUUUUGAUGAACCGCCUGAGAAGCUCUAUCUCUGGGGUCAAUCAGCAUGCGUUGUCAAUGAUAAUGAACAUAAACAAAUCUUCAUAUUUGGUGGUUUUGGCGGCUUAGGACGGCAUGCUAGAAGAAAUUAUUCUCUAAUGCUUGAUCCAAAAUCUGGCACUCUAAAAGAAAUUAAUACAGUGGAUAGUCCAUCUCCUCGCAUGGGACACACAUCUUCCUUGAUUGGUGAUCAAAUUUUCGUUAUUGGAGGUAGAGAUGGUCCUACACAAAUUUUUGAUGAAGUUUGGGUUCUUAACAACGUUGAAAGUAGAUGGAAUUUGUUAAAAUGUAAUGGCAGUAUGUUCCAUCCAAGACAUCGUCAUGCUGCUGCAGCUGUUGGCUCAAAUAUAUAUGUUUUUGGUGGACUUGGUUAUGAAGUCAUUUAUUCAUGCAUGAAUGUGCUGCAUACUGAAACAUUACAGUGGACUGAGGUCAGUGUUCAAGGAGAAUGUCCAUGUGCUCGGCAUUCACAUUCUUUGGUGGCUUAUGGUUCUCAAUUAUUUCUGUUUGGGGGCUAUGAUGGCGAGAAAGCUCUGGGUGACCUUUACAGUUUUGAUGUCAGGACAUUGCAUUGGGAGAAGGUGAAAACCAAUGGAAGAUCUCCCUGUCCAAGAUUUUCACACUCUAUGUUUAUCUAUAAGAAUUAUCUUGGCAUCAUAGGUGGCUGCCCUGUCAGGCAAGAGAAUCAAGAGUUAGCUUUGCUGAACCUGGAUCAUCAGUCCUGGGUAUAUGUUACAGUUGUAUGUUUGGGCAGAGAGCUUUGGGUUCGAUGCUCAACCACUGUGGUGGAUGAUGAUCUUGUAAUUGUUGGUGGUGGAGCAUCAUGUUAUGCAUUUGGCACAAAGUUCAAUCCUCCAAUGAAAGUAAAUUUACAGCAAUUAGAGACUUUGCAUGUUACACAUUGUCAUAAACUAGUUAAGCAAGGAUCACAUAGUACAUUUCAAGAAUCUCUGCAAAACUUGUCUGUUAAUGGAUGUGGCAAUUUUUCAGAUGCUGAGCACCUUGUGCUGAAGAUCAUAAAGAAAAAUGCUAAACUUGCCAAGGAUAUACUGAAAAAGUUCGGAUGGCUAGAUACAGAUAGGAAGGUUCGACCUAGUGUAGAUGGGAGCUAUAUUUGUAUACCAGUUAAUCAAAACUUUUUUGCCCUUAUUCAGAAAAAGCCUCAUGGUUCAAUGAACGUGGACAUCAUGGAUGAUGGCCAUCAACCAGAAAUUUUUGAAACAAAAAGCAUUUCUGUGCAUGAGGUUUCUCUGCCAAUGGCAUUGAGUUUUAUUUCAUCAUCUGGCAGUUCUCUUCUAAAGGACAGUGCAGUCUGUGAUAGGAAGGUCUCGAAAUCCCCUCAGAGCAUAAUGAGGGAUUUCGUUAGCUCUUUGUUAAGGAAGAAGGGCUUGCCACCUCAGCUAUUGGAUGAAUUGCCCACAAGGUGGGAACGUCUUGGGGAUAUUGUGGUUCUUCCUGUGACAUCUUUUAAGGAUCAGGCAUGGAAUUCUAUGGGGGAGGAGCUUUGGCCUAUAGUUGCAAAUUCUAUUGGUGCUCAACGUCUUGCACGUCAAGGUCGAAUUUUGGCCACUGGAACAAGGGACACCACUUUGGAGAUCCUUGUGGGGGAUAAUGGUUGGGUUACUCACCAAGAGAAUGGAAUAUUUUAUUCCUUUGAUGCAACCAAGUGCAUGUUUUCCUCCGGCAAUCUUUCUGAGAAGCUUCGCAUGGCUCAACUGGACUGCAGAGAUGAGAUUAUUGUGGACUUGUUUGCCGGAAUUGGUUAUUUCGUACUUCCAUUUCUUGUCAAAGCUAAGGCAAAACUGGUUUAUGCCUGUGAGUGGAAUCCCCAUGCUAUAAAUGCUCUUCGGCAUAACAUCGAUACAAACUCUGUGGCAGACCGUUGCGUCAUACUUGAAGGAGAUAAUCGCAUCACAGCGCCCAAAGGGAUCGCUGAUCGAGUUUGCCUCGGUCUUCUACCUACUAGUGAGGGUAGCUGGGUUACUGCUGUGAGAUCUUUGAAAAUUGAAGGAGGCAUACUGCAUAUCCAUGGAAAUGUCAAUGACUCUGAAGAGGGUUCAUGGUUGGAAUAUGUUCUCAAGACCAUCACAAACAUUGCAAAAUCUGAAGGUUUAUGUUGGCAAAUUUCUGUAGAACAUCUGGAGAGAGUGAAAUGGUAUGGCCCUCAUAUUCGUCAUCUUGUCGCUGAUUUACAUUGCAAAAAACUAUAAAACUUGAGCUUACAGGUUGCUCAACGUGUUCCCGAGCUAGAUUUAUUCACGGUUUGACAUCGAUAUUGCUUAAAAUUACAUGACCGAGGUGUGAAUUGGUUAAAAUGGACAUAUAAAUACAGCGGAGGUACCAACUGAUACGGUACAUUUAACUUUUAUGGGGGUGUGAAAGGGCAAAACUUCACAUAAAAAAAUGCAGCU